AUGGGCUGCUUCUUCUCCAAGAGGCGGAAGGCUGAGAAGGAGUCGCAACCGGAGGACGAGGAAGUGCAGCCGAAGCAGUACAGCUGGGACCAGCGCGAGAAGGUUGAUCUGAAAGACUACAUGUUCAGUGGACUGAAGGAUGUAACAGUAGGUCGCUUACCUGGGAAAGUGGCAGGACAACAAUUUCUCAUUCAAGACUGUGAGAACUGUAAUAUCUAUAUUUUCGAUCAUUCUGCUACCGUUACUAUUGAUGACUGUACUAACUGUGUUGUUUUUCUGGGACCUGUGAAAGGCAGCGUGUUUUUCCGGAAUUGCAGAGAUUGUAAGUGUGCAUUAGCCUGCCAACAGUUUCGUGUGCGGGACUGUAGAAAGCUGGAAGUCUUCUUGUGCUGCGCCACUCAGCCCAUUAUUGAGUCUUCCACAAAUAUCAAGUUUAGCUGUUUUCAAUGGUACUACCCUGAAUUAGCUUUCCAGUUCAAAGAUGCCGGGCUCAGUAUCUUCAAUAAUACCUGGAGUAACAUUCAUGACUUUACACCUGUGUCAGGAGAACGCAACUGGAGCCUUCUUCCAGAAGAUGCUGUCGUUCAGGACCAUAUUCCUCUACCUACUACCGAAGAGCUCAAAGCUGUCCGCGUUUCCACAGAAGCCAGUAGAAGUAUCGUUCCAGUGUCCCGGGGUCAGAGACAGAAGAGCAGUGAUGAGUCAUGCUUAGUGGUAUUAUUUGCUGGUGAUUAUACUAUAGCAAAUGCCAGAAAACUAAUUGAUGAGAUGGUUGCUAAAGGCUUUUUCCUAGUUCAGACAAAGGAGGUGUCAAUGAAAGCCGAAGAUGCUCAAAGGGUUUUUCAUGAAAAAGCACCUGACUUCCUUCCUCUUUUGAACAAAGGUCCUGUUAUUGCCUUGGAGUUCAAUGGAGAUGGCGCUGUAGAAGGAUGUCAACUUAUUGUCAACGAGACAUUCAGGGGGACCAAGAUAUUUGUAUCAGAAAGCAAGGAGACGGCACCUGGAGAUGUAGACAGCUUCUACAAUUUUGCUGAUAUACAGAUGGGAAUAUGA
Molecule: messenger RNA, 1053 nt
Organism: Budorcas taxicolor (takin)
Lineage: Eukaryota; Metazoa; Chordata; Mammalia; Artiodactyla; Bovidae
Gene: RP2
Product: RP2 activator of ARL3 GTPase
Exons: 5
Coding region: 1-1053 (350 amino acids)
Biological process (GO): post-Golgi vesicle-mediated transport
Cellular component (GO): periciliary membrane compartment; cilium
Molecular function (GO): GTPase activator activity
Source: RefSeq, a predicted model, not a curated record